This is a messenger RNA of Ascochyta rabiei, 2358 nucleotides long. RefSeq names its product DNA-directed DNA polymerase. The transcript has 2 exons. Gene Ontology annotation, molecular function: DNA binding; DNA-directed DNA polymerase activity. NCBI's taxonomy places the organism in Eukaryota, Fungi, Ascomycota, Dothideomycetes, Pleosporales, Didymellaceae. Gene Ontology annotation, biological process: double-strand break repair via nonhomologous end joining. Gene Ontology annotation, cellular component: nucleus. Bases 1 to 2358 code for a protein of 785 amino acids. The record is from RefSeq and is a predicted model, not a curated record.
AUGUCAGGUAAAGAGCUUGCAGCUAAGGAAGCAUACUUCAAGGAACAGAGUCUCUUAGAUAUUUCAGACGAUGAGAUAAGCUACAAUGACGAAGCCUUCGACAGGAUCGAGAGUGCAAUGGCCGAGAUGCCUCCAACGAGACUCGCGCGUCAACCAAGCAGCUUCCUCGGACCAACACCAAAAGAAGUGAGAGCAGACUUCGAGGCACACACGACACGACGUCGUACAACAAUACGAGACGAUGCUAAAACUUUGAAUCGAUCGGCUACAGUUCCCGAAAUAGAGUUGACACAAAGCUUUCCGGUCACUAAGCCACGAACCAAACAACUGUCUACGAUCGAAGACAACGCAAAUAGCAAAAUGAAACGCAUCACAUCUUUGCCCAAUAUGACUGGACUAGAUCAAACGCCCUUCUACCAGCAAAUGGGCGUGGUACCACGAGAGCUCAAGAACGGAAAGAACGUCAAGCUAGCAGACAACAUCAAGCUCGAACCUGAGUCGAAGCAAUUACUGCGAGGCAAGAUCGUCUACUUUUAUCCUAACGAUGAUAUCAGUAUGGUGCGGCGGACGCGUAUUCACAAGGUGAUCCAGCUCGGAGCAGCCUGGGUGAACAAGUGGAGAGACGACGUCACACAUGUCUUUGUGGACGAUGUCAGCUACACGUACACACAACUGCUGCGGCAUUUCAACCGAGCAGGCUUUCCAAAGAAGGUAGUGUUAGCCAAGUUCGAUCCUUUCAUACCACAAUGUAUACAAUUUGGCACGCUCAUGGACCCGUCUGCUGCACGAUUCAGCAUAAAAGGUGCGCCUCAGCGAGGUCAAGCAAGUCAGAUGCCGAAAAAAUCACUAGCUGCUUCCGAAACUUCAGGCGAAUCGCAGGCUUCGUUGAAAAUUAAAUCACCAAAGAAGCAGAAGGGCGCUGUCCCAUCUCAGAAGACGGAUUCUAUUCCCACAGAAGGCACCCCGAGCCAGGCUAUCGAAAAGAUCCCCGAAAGUCCGUUUCAAGAAAGGGUCGAGGAUAGCUUUGUGAUGCCUUCGUCGGAAAUUGGUGAACAACUCCCUGAAGCUACAAUUCCCGGUGCUUCUUUUGGGGAUGAGCUCUUGCAGGCCAUACGAGAAACCAAAGCGAUCGCACAUCUCCCGAUCGAUGACGAAGAUGAUGAAAGCACUCCUACCCCGAGUGUGAUUGGUGCAGACGAUAUCGACUCAGGUACCGAUGACGAGCUUCUGGAGAUGCCAACGAAGUCUCGAAAAAAGCAGUAUGCUAUCUCCGCCAUAUCUGCGACUGGCAGAAGCAAAAAGAAAGGCUUCGAUCAAAGCAGUUUCCAGUGCAUGGAUCCAAGCACCAACGGCUUUUCUUGCCAGAACCCGAACACUCGCACUAUCCAGAUCCUCGAAGAGAUGGGUAGGCAUUACGACCAAAUGCAAGAUCAGUGGCGCACACUGGCCUAUCGGAGGGGAGUCAACACGCUCAAGAAGCAGACAGUAAGGAUCAAUACAGCAAAAGAGGCAGCAGCUCUGCCAUCCAUUGGCUCUAGGCUUGCCGAGAAGAUCGAAGAAAUUGUGCUGACGAACCGUCUCCGCAAACUCGACAACACCAAGGACGAUCCGCUCGAUCAAGUGCUCCGUCUCUUUCUGGGAGUAUAUGGCGCUGGUCUAGUCCAAGCCAACAAAUGGAUACAAGCCGGCCACCGCACGCUCGAAGACCUGUACAACAAAGCCAAGCUCACCGAAAGCCAAAAAAUCGGUCUCGAGCACUACACCGACUUCAACUCGCGCAUGCCGCGUGCAGAAGUAGCCGCACACGGCGCCAUCGUCAUCAGCGCCCUCAAGAAAAUCGACCCAACCUUCCAAGCCACAAUAAUGGGCAGCUACCGCCGCGGCGCUUCGGAUUCAGGCGACAUCGACAUGCUGAUAACGCGCCCAGGAUCCUCGCUUUCACACCUGCACACGGUUGUAUUCUCCACGUUGGUCCCACACCUCUUCCGGACCGCUUUCCUGACAGCCUCGCUCGCCACGUCCCGCGCCGCCGACGCCACAGGGUCGAAAUGGCACGGCGCGUCCUGUCUCCCCGGCUCCUGCGUCUGGCGCCGCAUGGACUUUCUGCUCGUCCCGGAGUGCGAGAUGGGUGCUGCGUUGCUCUAUUUCACGGGUAAUGAUAUCUUCAAUCGCAGUAUGCGCUUGCUGGCUCGGAAAAAAGGGAUGCGGCUUAAUCAGAAGGGACUGUACAAGGAUGUGAAGCGUGGUCGUCGCGGGGAGAAACUCAAUGAGGGGGUCCUUGUCGAGGGGAGGAGUGAGAGGAGGAUCUUUGAGGUCUUGGGUGUGCCGUGGAGAGAGCCUCAUGAGCGUGUUUGUUAA